This is a messenger RNA of Leopardus geoffroyi (Geoffroy's cat), 2592 nucleotides long. It is a transcript of the gene MAN2B2, whose product is annotated as mannosidase alpha class 2B member 2. Gene Ontology annotation, cellular component: lysosome. Lineage: Eukaryota; Metazoa; Chordata; Mammalia; Carnivora; Felidae. Gene Ontology annotation, biological process: mannose metabolic process. The record is from RefSeq and is a predicted model, not a curated record. Gene Ontology annotation, molecular function: carbohydrate binding; alpha-mannosidase activity.
AUGGUGGAGAUGAAACUCUAUAGGAGGAGUCUGAACAAGCUCAGGGGUUGGGCCAAGGCCAGAGAAGCCAGUUCCAAGAAGGCUGGACAAACGGUGACCCCAGCAGUGAUCCUGAGGGACAAGGAGUACACGGACCCUCUCGGGGUCGCAGCCACCUCACCAGAAAUGGGCACAAGAAAUAACCCCGAAGAUCUCAUCGCCAUCCCCCUACCCCCAUCUUCCCUCCUGGACUUGGAGACCCAGCUCCCUCACCCCCUCCUCCGAGAAGGCCUCGGGGAUCCUCCAGGAACCUCAAAGCACCAGAGCAGCGUCUCCUCAAGCUUUGAGCGCGCAUUCCGCUUGUCACCCCACAGCAAGGUGAGCGGGAAUGUGGCCGCCUCUGUGGUCCCUUCACAAGGACACGGGUUCCUGUAUGAAACCUCCGGGGUCCGGCCGCGGUUCUCCGGGAGGGUCGCCUCCUUUGGUGCUUCACCCACGACCCCCACCCGAUUUGCCCUGGUGGGCGUCCACGCGCUCCUCGUCUCCCGGAGCGACCGUGACCUGAGGGACGCCAUGCAGGAGGCCCAGGUGACUCAGUUCGUGUAGCGAGGGUCCCCAUCCCCUUCGGCUCAGCAGGAAAUCUGCACGCACGUCUUGGACCAGUUUGGCUACUGCUCGGAGGGCUUUUCCUGGGAUGGCUCAGCCGUCUUCCCAGAACCACCCGUCAUUAGGAUAUAUCCCGGCACGAUUCGUCCCGUCUCUCGGCACAUCAGAUACUACGCCAUGGCCCUACUGAACAACGUGAAGGAGCGGGCCGCCUGGUUCCGAACACCGCACGUCCUCUGGCCCUGGGGCUGUGACAAGCAGUUCUUCAACGCCUCGCUCCAGUUUACCAACAUGGACCCUCUGAUGGAAUUCAUCAACUCUAACUCUCCGUCCAAGCUUGGCAUCUCUGUGGAGCACGCCGCACUGGCCGACUACUUCCGUGCCAUGCACACUCACAAUGUCACCUGGAACAUCCACGACCCGGACUUCCUGCCCUAUUCCUCAGACGUCCACUUUCCAGAUGAGAACACUGAGGAGGCCUGUGGUCACAGGCAAGUGCAUGUGGACGUGGGCCAAGGCAAGGACCGUGACAGUGUUCAGCCGGGGGCUUCAGGAAGCUUUCGGGCCAAAUUUACGCAGAGGAGACGGGAGGGUGGCUGGAGCAUUCCAGCAGCUUUUAUAGGAAGACUGGGUGGCAGAGACGAACCUGGGACGGGACCCAUCCAGAUGUCUGUUUCUUGCCCAAGCCAGGGGACUCAGGCAGUGGGUGUCCACAAGGUCACCAGCCCCUCUGAGACUCAGUUUCCUCUUGUGAAAAGUGGGAGGGACCCUCACCUUCUCCACAGGCACCUGGCGAGAGGGAAGGAGAGCCAGCACCUGGGAGGUGAGCGGGUGCUCUGGAGAGGCGGGUCCCGAUCCCAUGCUUCCCCUACUCUGGUCGGGCUACGGGUGCAGCACCACGACGCCAUCCCUGGGACUGAGACGCCCAAGGUGAGGGACAUGUACGUGGAGAAUCUGAGCGCGGGGAUGCACGGCGUGCACAAGCUGAUGGCCUCCAUCGUCCAGGACAGGACCCCAGCCCACUCAGACCCAGAACGUGGGGGACACGUUGUCGUGGUCUUCAACCCCUUGGCCUGGACGGUCACCACCAUCAUUACCCUGACUGUGGACUCCUCCUGGGUCAGCAUCACCAAUGCGUCAGGCCACCCGGUGCCUGCACAGGUCCAGAAAUCAAGGGAGAAACAACCUACAUACGACCUGCAUGUGCUGACCAUUCCGGGCCUCAGUUACCGGCACUACAGCAUCAGAAGCACCGAGGGGGCCCAGACGGACAUCCACGAACCAGUUGCCACCAUAGUUAGUUCCACCCAGUUUGGGCGCAGGCCGUGGACGUGCACUGGUCCAGAGAUCAGGCACCUGUUGCGGGUGAAGAAUGACAUUAACACCGUGUUCCUGGACCGUGACACCAACCUGAUGCACAGCAUGUGGAAGAGAGAGAGUAACCGCAACAAUGAUACGGAUCCGCAGCCCAUUUCUAAUAACUACGCGUCUGCACCCAAUGAGACCGCGAAGCGCCCCCGGAAACCAGUGGGAAUGCAGAUUGUGGCGGGGGAGCUCAGGACCGAGAUCCGGCAGUACCCCUACAGGUGCCCUCGGGCUCCCCCAAGGUCGUGCGAGAGGGGUCCUCACUGCCGCCCUCCUUCUGUCCCUGAAGGCCAUGGAGGAAAGGCCAAGGCAGACCUCCGCCGCGUCCUGCUGUGGCUCCAGCACCUGUGUGAGGUCGGGGAGGACCCGGUCCUGUCUCAGCCUGUGACGGUGAAUCUGAAGGUCGUGCUGGGAGGGCUGGGUUCCAUGGUGGCCGUGGAGGAGCUCUCACUCAUGGGGACCUCGGACAUGAGCACCCUGUACCACUGGAGCUGGAGGACACAGGAGCUUUCCCAUCACAGAGGUUCAGGACCCCCCGGUUCAGGCCAUGCCCGGGAACCCCAGCCACCCCUGCAAGGCACCAAGGUCACCAUCCACCCAGAGGAAAUUCGGACAUUCUUCAUCCACUUUCAAGAGCAGUGA